Messenger RNA from Erigeron canadensis, 4627 nucleotides. Its product is annotated as DNA repair protein UVH3. Bases 74 to 4300 code for a protein of 1408 amino acids. Gene Ontology annotation, molecular function: DNA endonuclease activity; single-stranded DNA binding. Gene Ontology annotation, cellular component: nucleus. Lineage: Eukaryota; Viridiplantae; Streptophyta; Magnoliopsida; Asterales; Asteraceae. The record is from RefSeq and is a predicted model, not a curated record. Gene Ontology annotation, biological process: nucleotide-excision repair. The transcript has 15 exons.
CAAUAGCCUCUACUCUUGUUCUAUAACUCCUCAAAUAAAUUGGCGGCAAUCAGUUGACCAGAAUCAUAGAAAAAUGGGUGUUCACGGUUUAUGGGACCUCUUAUCCCCCGUCGGCCGCCGAGUCUCCGUCGAAACUCUAGCCGGAAAACGCCUCGCAAUCGAUGCGAGUAUAUGGAUGAUACAAUUUAUGAAAGCUAUGCGUGACGAACGCGGUGAGAUGGUAAGAAAUGCUCACAUAUUAGGGUUUUUUCGUCGCAUUUGUAAGCUACUGUUUUUACGAACCAAACCGGUAUUCGUUUUCGAUGGGGCAACGCCUGCGUUGAAACGUAGAACUGUCAUUGCUCGUCGUAGGCAGCGCGAAAAUGCGCAAACUAAGAUUAGGAAAACUGCGGAGAAGUUACUUCUUAAUCAUCUUAAGGCAAUGAGGUUGAAAGAAUUGGCUGAUGAUCUAGAGAAUCAAAGAAAGAGUAAUGAUGGUAGUAAUAAGGGGAAAAGGGUCGUUACUGAUGAAGCUUCUGUGAAAAUGGAUUUACCGGAUACGAAAGGCGUAGAUCAAGAAGCUUUAGAUGCAAUGUUGGCAGCGUCAAUUGAGGCGGAGGAAAAUGAGGGUUUUGUAGGUGAGGCAUCAACUUCGGGUGUUCGGGAGCUUGAAGAAGAUGAGGAUGGAGACGACGAUGAUGAAGAGAUGUUACUUCCAGCACUGCAAGGAAAAGUUGAUCCAGCUGUUUUAGCUUCUUUACCACCAUCUAUGCAACUUGAUCUUCUUGGGCAAAUGAGAGAAAGGUUGAUGGCAGAAAACCGUCAAAAGUAUCAGAAAGUGAAGAAGGCCCCUGCCAGAUUUUCUGAAUUGCAAAUAGAGUCUUAUCUUAAAACUGUUGCCUUCCGUAGGGAGAUAAAUGAAGUGCAGAAAGUAGCUGCUGGAAGGGGAGUUAAUGGAAUGCAGACUUCACGGAUAGCAUCUGAAUCAAAUAGAGAAUAUAUAUUUUCAUCUUCUUUUACUGGAAAUAAGCAAUCGCUUGCAUCUUCUGGAUUGGAGACAAAUAGCAACGUGCAAAGUCAGAUACCAACAAAGAGACCAUCUACAAGUUCUGUUAAUGGUGAGACAACCAAUAAGUCUAGUAGUGUUAUUGAGUCUGUCAUAAACAAUCCCAAAAAGGCAUUUCAUGAAGAUGUUGAGACAUACAGAGAUGAGUGGGGACGCAUACGAGUGAAUAAGAUGAAAGCUAUGGGAAUUCGCAUGACUCGUGAUUUGCAGAGGAAUUUGGAUCUAAUGAAAGAGAUUGAACAGGAUAAGGUUGAACCGAGUAACAAGUCAGAUGAUCAAAUAAGCCAAUCUAAAGAAACUGCUUUUCCAAGUAAACUUCCAGAAACUUCUAAAGAUACGAAUCAGGAAUCUGUGCCUGUUAGCGGAAUUACAAUAGAGUUGUCACUUGAGGCCGAAAAUGAGCUGCAUUUUGUAGACAGUGAUGAUGAUGUAUUUGCUCAGAUUGUAGCUAUAGACCCCUUAGUUGCCUCUUCAGCUGAUAAUGUGUCAUCUGUGAAGCAGUCUACUAUAACACUCUCGGAUUGUGAAUGGGAAGAGGGAAUGCCUGCAGAUAAUAAAGAAGGAUCUCUUGUUGGUCAGAGUACAAGUGAUGCAAGUGAAGUCGAAUGGGAGGAAGGACCUUCUGAUAAUCCCGAGUUGGGUUCUGUACAUGAAGUUGAAACUGUUUCAAGAGGUGAUUUACUGGAAGAAGCAGAUUUUCAAGAAGCAAUUAGACGAAGUAUAGAUGAUAUGACAUGUCAGAAUGAUAUUGAUGCAUCAUUUGCACCUGAGGCAUAUAAAGAUGACAAAAACAUAGAUAUUGAGGCGUCAUUUACCCCAAUAAUAUCCUCAGAGAGUGAACUUCCAAGCAAAUUAUCUAUCAAUGUGGAUGAAACCAAUAUAAACACGGCUAAUUGUUCUAGUACUCAGUUGGAGGCGGCUACUUUAAAUGGUUUAAACUUAAUGAAAGUGCAAAUGGAAACAUCAUAUCAGUGCCAUAUAGAACACGAGCAUAAUUCAAUUGAAACGGCAAAUGAUGAUUGGAAUUCUCAAGGAGAAACUGGACUUAUAGAUAAGGUGAACCCAGAAAAUGGAGUUGGUUUGAGUAAGGAGUUGCAUGACGAUAGUUCUAUAGGGGAUGCUGAGACUCUCAUCAGUUCUAACAGUAUAUUUUGUACUGCAAUUCAUAUUUCUAAUUCCUCUGAUGUUGGCGUGCCUGUCGUCGCUCUUAAUGAUUCUCACAAACACGAGGUCAAAGCUCCAGUCAUUUCUAAUUCCCUUGACACCACUUUUGAUGAUUUUCAACGUAAUGGAACUGCUGUUAAGGAAUCAAAAUCUGAAUUUGAUAGUGUGCAGAAGGUUACUGAGGAAAAAGCCAAUGAUGAUCUUAAUAAGGAAAGUGAAGACCGUCCCAACAAAUUUGUUUUAACUGACAUGAGCGAGGAACAGGUUGAAAUCACAAAGGCUAGUUUGGAGGAGGAACUGGCUAGUUUAACAAAGGAGCGCUCAGAUCUGGGUGAUGAACAAAGAAGGCAUGAACGCAAUGCAGAGUCUGUAAGUGGUGAUAUGUUUGCAGAAUGCCAGGAACUUCUUCAAAUGUUUGGUUUGCCAUAUAUAAUUGCCCCAAUGGAAGCUGAAGCUCAAUGUGCAUUUAUGGAACUGGAGAAUCUUGUUGAUGGUGUUGUUACUGAUGACUCUGAUGUGUUAUUGUUUGGUGCACGUAGUGUUUACAAAAAUAUAUUUGAUGAUAGAAAGUAUGUAGAGACAUAUUUCAUGAAGGAUAUAGAAUCAGAGCUGGGUUUAACACGAGAAAAGUUGAUCCGUAUGGCAAUGCUCUUGGGGAGCGAUUACACUGAAGGUAUCAGUGGUAUUGGCAUUGUGAAUGCGGUAGAAGUCCUAAAUGCAUUUCCCGAGGUUGAUGGCCUUCAUAAAUUUCGUGAGUGGAUAGAAUCACCAGAUCCAUCCAUCCUUGGUAAGGUUGAUGCUAGAGAAGGGUCGAGUACAAGGAAGAGAGGGUCAAAUAGCAGUGUUGAAGAAACCUCUUUAAGUGUUUCAAGGUCAGAUGAUGAUGAUGCUCACAAGAUGAAGCAGAUUUUCAUGGAUAAGCAUAGAAAUGUGAGCAAAAACUGGCAUAUUCCUUCUACUUUUCCAAGUGAUGUGGUAAUUUCGGCAUAUGCCUCCCCACAAGUAGACAAGUCCACAGAGCCUUUUUCAUGGGGAAAGCCAGAUCUCUUUGUUCUUCGCAAAUUGUGCUCUGAAAAGUUUGGAUGGGGUACCCAGAAGGCCGAUGAGUUGCUACAACCUGUUCUAAAGGAGUAUAAUAAGCAUGAGACUCAAUUGCGGUUGGAAGCAUUUUACACCUUUAAUGAGAGAUUUGCGAAAAUUCGUAGCAAGAGGAUUAGCAAAGCUGUCAGAGGAAUUGCAGGGAGCAAAACCACUGAGUUAGUGGAUGACAGUGAACAAGAUCCAUCCAAUGGAAAGAAGAGAAAGAAAGUGAAAACGGAACAGAGUAAAGAUGAUUCCACACCUACAGAAAAGUCUGAACCAUCAUUCCAAGAGGGACAGCGGAAAAACACCAAAAAGGGUUCAAGUGUUAGAGGAAGAGGCAGAGGAAGAGGUCAAUCAUCUGGAAAAGGAAGAAGUAAAAAGAAGCAUACUCAUGAACAUUCUGGAUCAAGUUCUGAUGACAGAAAUAGCAGCGACUAUGUGCAAGAAGUGCAUGCUGGACACUCUCAUGGGGUACGAAAGUCAAAACGUGUUAGGAAGUCAUUGAUAUCAAUGACCAUUGAAGACUCUGAAAUCGAUGAACCUACAACACUGGAAGAUCAUGCAGAUGCUGCUGGGGAUGAGGAAGACACUUUGGUCAGUACUGCAGCUCUCGAUGUUGAUGGAAGUAAUGACCACGAAAUCCCAUUGUCGGGGAGUGGAACUCAUGUUGAUGAGGUUCAACUGGGUCAGAAUUCUUGUCAAAAUGAUGUGGAUGGUCCCGAGGAAGAAUUAUCUAGAGAGUACCUUCACAUGGGGGGUGGGUUUUGCUUGGAUGAGGAUGAGGGUGACAAGGAGCCAGGAUUAUCUAAUUGCAGCUCACAAGCUGAAGGUCUGAAAGAAUCAGCUGCCCAUGAAGUUGAUGCAGAAGCAUCUGAUAGUGCAUAUGGUGCAGUGGAUUCAGCAGCGGCUGGGUUGCAAAGGAACAAUGAGCAGGAUGAUGAUGGGAUUAGACCUGUAACAUACUUGUCUGCUAUGCCCAACUUAAGGAAAAAGCGUAAGAAGGUAUGAGUUAUAUCUAGCAAGUUACUCGAAUGAUUUCAGCAACAUCAAAAUCAUACUUAGCAGAGUUAUCGACUUGUAUCUAACUCCUGGGAUUGCUCACCUAUCUAUCUGUUGACCUCCUUUGAAUGUCCAAAGUAGUCAAACCUAAUCUUAUUUUUGUCCCUAAUCCUUUGUAUCAAGUUAAAGUAUAUGAAAGUCGAAAGGGAUUUCAAAAGGGUCAUCUUGUCUAUAUGAAUGAACUAAGUUGUACAUAAUCGACAUGAGCGCCUGGAGUUGAAUCUUUCGAAAUGUAGUGUGCUUAUACGUGAUAGCAAAGGGAAUAUAUUUAAUACA